Labrus mixtus (cuckoo wrasse) is the source of this 4496-nucleotide messenger RNA. RefSeq names its product adaptor related protein complex 1 subunit beta 1 (gene ap1b1). Gene Ontology annotation, biological process: vesicle-mediated transport; intracellular protein transport. Gene Ontology annotation, molecular function: clathrin binding. Lineage: Eukaryota; Metazoa; Chordata; Actinopteri; Labriformes; Labridae. The record is from RefSeq and is a predicted model, not a curated record. Bases 67 to 3072 code for a protein of 1001 amino acids. Gene Ontology annotation, cellular component: clathrin adaptor complex; membrane coat. The transcript is spliced from 24 exons.
GAAGGUCACAGGCAGGCACACGGCUAGCCUGUAGCAUCACUCAGCUAACACUAGACUACUGCAAACAUGCAAGAAUGGGCGAAUCAGUUAUGCGAGAAUCGACAAUUUGGAUCCAAGAUGACGGACUCCAAGUACUUCACCACUACCAAGAAAGGCGAGAUCUUUGAGCUCAAGGCAGAGCUGAACAGCGAUAAGAAAGAGAAGAAGAAGGAGGCUGUGAAGAAGGUCAUUGCGUCUAUGACAGUUGGCAAGGAUGUCAGCGCUCUGUUCCCAGAUGUCGUGAACUGCAUGCAGACGGACAACCUAGAACUGAAAAAGCUGGUCUACCUCUACCUGAUGAACUAUGCCAAGAGUCAGCCAGACAUGGCCAUCAUGGCCGUCAACACCUUUGUGAAGGACUGUGAAGACCCCAACCCUCUGAUCCGGGCGCUCGCUGUCCGCACUAUGGGCUGCAUCCGUGUGGACAAGAUCACUGAGUACCUCUGCGAGCCGCUGAGGAAAUGUCUGAAGGAUGAAGACCCAUAUGUGAGGAAGACCGCUGCUGUGUGUGUCGCAAAGCUCCAUGACAUCAACGCCCAGUUGGUGGAGGAUCAAGGCUUCCUGGACACGCUCAAAGACCUCAUCUCUGACUCUAACCCCAUGGUCGUAGCAAACGCAGUGGCAGCGCUCUCUGAGAUAGCAGAGUCACACCCCAACAGUAAUCUCCUGGACCUGAACCCUCAGACCAUCAACAAGCUGCUGACGGCUUUGAAUGAGUGCACAGAGUGGGGACAGAUAUUUAUUCUCGACUGUCUGGCCAAUUACACACCUCGUGAUGACCGUGAGUCCCAAAGCAUCUGCGAGCGUGUCACCCCGCGCCUCUCACAUGCCAACUCUGCGGUGGUGCUGUCAGCGGUUAAAGUUUUAAUGAAGUUCAUGGAGAUGCUGCCCAAAGACUUGGACUACUACGGCACCCUGCUGAAGAAGCUCGCCCCUCCUCUGGUCACUCUGCUCUCUGCUGAGCCGGAGCUGCAAUAUGUCGCCCUCAGAAACAUCAACCUCAUCGUACAGAGACGCCCAGAGAUCCUGAAACACGAGAUGAAGGUUUUCUUUGUGAAGUACAACGACCCCAUAUAUGUCAAACUGGAGAAGCUGGACAUCAUGAUUCGUCUGGCAUCUCAAGCGAACAUCGCCCAGGUCCUGGCUGAGCUAAAGGAGUACGCCACUGAGGUGGAUGUGGACUUUGUCCGUAAAGCCGUCAGAGCCAUCGGCCGCUGCGCCAUCAAAGUCGAGCAAUCAGCGGAGCGCUGUGUCAGCACGCUGCUAGACCUCAUCCAGACCAAGGUCAACUACGUGGUGCAGGAGGCCAUCGUGGUCAUCAAGGACAUCUUCCGCAAGUACCCCAACAAGUACGAGAGCGUGAUCGCCACUCUCUGUGAAAACCUGGACUCCCUGGAUGAGCCCGAGGCUCGUGCCGCCAUGAUCUGGAUUGUGGGAGAGUACGCUGAGCGCAUUGACAACGCCGACGAGCUGCUGGAGAGCUUUUUGGAGGGUUUCCACGAUGAAAGCACUCAGGUGCAGCUGCAGCUUCUGACGGCCAUCGUCAAGUUGUUCCUGAAAAAGCCGACUGAGACCCAGGAGCUGGUGCAGCAGGUGUUGAGCCUGGCUACACAGGACUCUGAUAACCCAGACCUCAGGGACCGCGGCUACAUCUACUGGCGCCUGCUCUCCACAGACCCCGUAGCGGCUAAGGAGGUGGUCCUGGCUGAGAAGCCCCUGAUCUCUGAGGAAACAGAUCUGAUUGAGCCCACGCUGCUGGAGGAGCUCAUCUGCCACAUCGGCACUCUGGCCUCCGUCUACCACAAGCCUCCCAGCGCCUUUGUGGAGGGCAGCCGUGGUGUUCAGCACAAGAGGCUCCCUGGCAGUGCCGGAUCUGGAGAGAGUGUCGACAGCCCAGACCCUGGUUCUGCUGCUGGAGCGUCUGAGGCGCCCCCUGCUGUCAUCCCAUCCCAGGGAGACCUCCUGGGAGAUCUGCUCAAUCUGGACCUGACACCUCCAACCACCACUGGACCUCCACCAGCCCCCUCCUCUGGCAUGCAGUUGGGUGCCAUGGACCUCCUCGGAGGGGGACUGGACAGCUUGAUGGGGGAUGAGUCUGAGCCGCCGCCCAUCCCCCUGCGGACGGACACUCCUCAGUCACCUCAGCUCCAUCAGUCCCCAUCGCCCCCAGAUUACAGCCCCACUGAGCUCGGAGGAGACCUCGGAGGAGGUGCAGCUAUGGGUGCUGGAUUUGGUGCUGCUCCUGCUGCAAUGCCAGCGUCUUUCGGCGCCCCUGUCAGCGGCGGUCUGGAUGACCUGUUUGAUCUCGGAGGGGGAGUUGGUAUGCCUAUGGGAGCCUACAGCCCACCGAAAACAAUUUGGCUUCCAGCCAUGAAGGCUAAGGGUCUGGAGAUAUCAGGCACGUUUGCCCGCCGUGCUGGGGUCAUCCAAAUGGAGAUGACCCUCACAAAUAAAGCUAUGAGUGUAAUGACUGACUUUGCCAUCCAGUUCAACAGAAACAGCUUUGGUCUCGCUCCAGCUGGUCCGCUCCAGAUUCUCACUCCUCUGAGCCCCAACCAGAGCAUCGAAGCGAGCCUCCCUCUCAGUACUGUGGGACCGGUUAUGAAGAUGGAGCCUCUCACUAACCUGCAGGUGGCUGUAAAGAACAACAUUGACGUAUUCUACUUCAGCUGCCAGUACCCCAUCAGCAUGCUGUUUGUAGAGGACGGGAAGAUGGAGCGCCAGGUGUUCCUCGCCACAUGGAAAGACAUUCCUAACGACAAUGAGUCCCAGUUUCAGAUCAAAGACUGCCAUCUCAGCUCAGAUGCCGCCUCCAACAAACUGCAGGGCAGCAACGUCUUCACCAUAGCCAAGCGGACAGUGGAGGGUCAGGACAUGUUGUAUCAGUCCAUGAAACUCACCAACGGCAUCUGGGUGCUGGCCGAGCUGCGGGUGCAGACAGGAAACCCAAACUACACAGUCUCUCUGAAGUGCAGAGCUCCAGAAGUCUCCCAGUGUGUGUUCCAGAGCUACGAGGCCAUGCUGAAGAACUGAAAACCCCAACCCCGUCAUCGACCCGGCUGCUGACACCUCCUCCUGAUCUCUCCCCUCACCUGACCCAGCGAGCAGAUUACACACACUCACGUAGAGCAGGAGCCUCUUCCCCCUGCUGGGGAGGCUGCACUCUGUGUGUCAUCCAGCUGUUAAACUAGGAUUAAUGAUGAUUUCUGUUCCAUUUCAACACGUCUCAAAGUUUUCUCAAAACUUCAGAAAUGUCUGCUUUAGUCUCUCCUGCCCCUUCUUUGUCUGCUUUUUCUUUUUUUCCACCCAUAGCUUCACUUUCUCAAUCAACACUUUCACACUCGUCUCCACCUGAGCCAUCCAGCGAUUCUCUCUGGUGCAGACGUCAGUAGGACUUGGAAAUCUCACGUCUGUUUUCUCUGCAUGAGGCUCUCUGAUCAUUAUCCAGCCCCCACUUCUCUGCAAAUUGAGUCUAUUUUUAGCACCUGCAAAUCAGCAGGUGAACCAUCGCUGUCGGCACAUUUAUUUCGGGGCACGCUCAGUUCGAAUGCGACAGGCCUUAACCCUCUCCUCUCCUCUCCCCCCCCCCCCCGUGUGUGAAGGCCUCUGAAGUCACAUAAAACAUAUUUGUUGUCUUUGUCAUUCUGUAGAGUUUGCAUUAGCGUCCGUGGGAUCACAUCCUCGGCAGACUGUCUGACGUGUGCAUGGAGACUUUUUUUCUGGUGUGUUUUCUUUGAGUUAUUUCUUUAAUUUUCUGGACGUGUUUUAGACCAUGCAGCAGUUUUCCGCUGCGUGCUCUCUUAGUCAUUCCAAGCUUUCGUUUUUUGUGUGUGUAGUCUUGUUAGCGUACACGUGUCAGACGGGGGAGAGAGGGCCUCAGGUGUUGAGGAUUUUGUUUGUGCCGCUUCGCCCUGCAUCAGUGUCAGCCACUCGGGCGCUCUCUGCCACUUUGCUCUCUCUCUCUCUCUCUCUCUCUCUCUCUCUCUCUCUCUCUCUGUAUCCUGAUAGCGGCUCUGUCAAGCACCACCUGAGAUGAAGGCUCGGGUGAGAUAUCUCCACACUUUAAAAAAACAUGUAAGUUUGUCACACCUGAGUAAUUAUGAGCGUACAUGUAGGAGGCACAAAAGGAGGCUCGAACGUCUUCCAGUGCUUCAGUUUGACAUUCAGACUCGAGAUGAAUUGGAUUUCUUUUUUACGAGUCAUUACACUGGAGCUCAUUUUAUCAGCUCUACAGGAUGUAUGCACUUACUCUAACACCUUGUUAAGAUAACAGAGGAGGCUGUGGAUUCUGAGUGUGUGUCUUUGUGUGUGUGUGUGUGUGCGUGUGUGUGUGUGGGGUGAUGGCUGAUUCAUAUGCUGUAAAAAAUCAAAUAUUUAAUCAGAUGCUUUUGAUUUUUUUUUUUUUCAUUGUGUGUACAUCAUUUGAAAAAAAAGACCCAUUAAAAGUCUUGAUGAAU